Molecule: messenger RNA, 860 nt
Organism: Drosophila takahashii
Lineage: Eukaryota; Metazoa; Arthropoda; Insecta; Diptera; Drosophilidae
Source: RefSeq, a predicted model, not a curated record
CAGGCCGAGCUCUCACCUUUGACACUUGAUACAACCGGAAAAGGCGGAGCCGGAAAAUAGGAGAACACUUUCCCCACUCGAUGAGUGAUCAGCCAGAUGAUGGCCUCAGGCGCCAUCUACGUCUCCGGGUUUUCCUGUGGAUCUACGGCAUCGCUUUGGUCUUCAUUCUGCUGGCCAUUCUGCUGCUCAUUAUCCCGGGCCUGUUGCGAGGAUAUCCCCUGGUUCCCGAUGACCUGGCCACCUACUGCUUCUUCGGCAUUGGAUUGUCCAUCCUCUGCAUUUAUGUCAUUGUAACUUGGCUGCGCUGGAAGUUUCCCUUGAACUGGCUGAUUAGCUGCUCGAUUGCGGGAUGCUUGGCCUUGGGAACGGUUUCGAUCCUACCCGAUCAGUUGACCCUGCACGUCCUGCUGCUGAGCAUCGAGAUCCUCAUCAUGAUGGCUUUACUGCUGGUGGUGGGCUCCUGGAUUCUACCCAAUUGCCCCGCACUGAUGUACCUCCUGCUCACCUGGUUCAUAUUCGUCAUCUUCUCGAGCGUCCUGAUGGUCGGAGUUACGGUUCACCUCCGGAACUGGCUUUAUGCCUACGAAGUAGCCGUUCACUUUGUGCUCUGGCAAGUCAUGUGUCCGCUGAUUGUGUUCCAGGCACAGGUGAUCUCCGGCUAUUGGGACAACUGGCCGCCCAUUCUGGACAGGCCACUCUGCUCCACGAUGCUGCUGCUCGACUUUCUCGCCUGCUACAUCUGUCUGGACUCCGCCGACGACAUUGGAUUCGAGUUCCUCUACGUGGGCCAAAGGUCCAACCAAAAGUUCUUAGCCAGGUCCAUUAAGAGUCAAUGGGAGAUGAUGAAGGACUCGAAGUAG